Molecule: messenger RNA, 1392 nt
Organism: Prorocentrum cordatum
Lineage: Eukaryota; Dinophyceae; Prorocentrales; Prorocentraceae
Source: the annotation of a GenBank genome assembly
AUGACGAUGCCCCAGCUCGGGGUGCAUCCGCUGGGGCAGGCUUCGCCAGAGACCCUGCCCGAGGAGGUCGACGCCGCCUCCACCGGGCAGGUCCUGAAGGCCGAGGUCGCUGCAGGCGGCAGCGACACCGAGCGCACCGCGCAGCUCGGCAGCGGCCCGCUGUCGCACGGCGGCGCAGGCAAGGACGACCCCGACCAGACGAUGGCCACCGAGCUCUCCACGACCGUCGGCAGCGUGCCGGAGGCGGCCAUCCCGGGGGCGGCCGAGCCGCCCGAGCCGGAGCUGCCGGGCGAGUCCUCGACGACGCUCGUCUCCGUGGCCGAGGCCGCCCGUCUGGCGGAGGAGCCCGCCCCGGCCGAGGAGGAGCCGGCGCAGAGCAGCGCCGACGUCCUCAGCGGCCUCGUGGAGAGGGCGGAGGACGGCGACCAGGACGUCAUGCUCCAGCUCGUGAGGCAGAUCCUCGUCAUCCACAAGCAGACGGGCAUCCACUGCACCGUGUUCGCGGCCUCGUGCGCCGAGCAGUGGACCCAGCUGACCGACGUGAGGGCGGUGAUCAAGAGGGGGCAGGAGGCGAUGGAGAAGGGGUCCAAGGAGGCGAUGGUCUGCAAGUGCCUGGCACAAGCCGUGGCGCAGGCAGCGUGCCUGGCCACCCUCGCCCCGCGCGAGGUCGGAGAGAAGAAGGGGCAGGGGCAGCAGUGCGGAGCGGAGAAGGAGUCGGAGGGGACCGGCCCCGGCGACCCCGACGCCGGCGGCGUGGGGGAGGCGAGGCCCGACGAGGGCGAGGAGGGCGAAGAGAGCGAGGACGGCGAGCACAAGGAGCUCCUGCGCACGCUGAGCGCUGCCAACGAGGGCGGGGCCGCCGGCGAUUUCGAGGCGCACAUCGCCGAGAUCGUCCGGCUGAGCAGCGAGUUCGGAGACCGACCCAAGGACGUCGCCGACGCCCUCGUCAACGAGUGGACGGGCGACCUUCGGGAGAAGGUCAAGACGCUCAAGAGCCUCGCGUUCGACAAGGAGUCGCAGAAGGAGCAGCACACGGUGCGCAAGGUGCUGGUCGGCGUGCUGCAGGGUGAACGACCCGGGAGAGCAUCGGCCGCACGGUGCAGGGAGGGUGCGACAACCGGGAGCCAGGAGGACCGGCUGCUGGAGCAGGAGACCAAGGAGUACCACGAGGCGCUGGCCCGGGAGAAGGCCGACGCCCUGGCCUCCACGGCGGGGCGGAGGAAGGCCGCCGGCGCGGCGCUGUCGGCCGUGCGGCAGAAGCGCCUGGGGGCCUCGUCGUGAGCGGCCGUGGCCGAGGAAGCGCUGGACGACGCCCCACCUCGUGUCAAGCAGUGGCGAAGCGUCCUGGCUCGCCCUUAGCCCUGCCAAGCAAUGUUCUAAGGACCUUUUAUG